Molecule: messenger RNA, 669 nt
Organism: Clarias gariepinus (North African catfish)
Lineage: Eukaryota; Metazoa; Chordata; Actinopteri; Siluriformes; Clariidae
Gene: mkrn2os.2
Product: MKRN2 opposite strand, tandem duplicate 2
Exons: 4
Coding region: 1-669 (222 amino acids)
Source: RefSeq, a predicted model, not a curated record
AUGGAUAAGAGCAUUAUCAAAUUCAGUCACUGUGGCAAAGAUAUUUUUUGUUUUUUUGUGCCAGAGGAAUGCCCCGAGUGUGGCACGAGCUUCAGCGGGAGAAGGCUGGAGGAGGCGCCCAUCAGCAUCCCCAACCCCUUCACCAACGGGCACAAAACACCCUGCGCUUUCUUGAUCGCCCCAGCAGAGGAGAACAAGCUCAGAGAAUAUGAUGGCGGAUCAGAUCUGCAUACUGGAAUUACUGACACGACUGGCGUUGUGUAUAACUACAUCAAGUCUGGCGUGCGGAGAGACCGUGAGGGCUGGGAACAUUGCAUUAGCAUCAUGUUAGUCCAGCCUGACAUGUAUAAUCUCAUCAAUCAGUGGGAUCAGUACCUGGAAAAAUUCUCCUCAGCCGAGAUAUGGGAUCCACUCUGGCAAAGCUUCAAUGAGGAGAACCACAACUGCUACAGCUACACGCUGAUGUUUAUAAACUGUGUGCUGGCCAUGCAGUCCAAGCGAGCGCUCAGCAAAGACGAGUUCACUCAGACUUUUGUUCUGCCACGGGUCAAACGAGCAUCCAAGUACACCAUGCUGUGUCAGGAGAUUUCCAAAAACCAUUUCUACAUUGUGGACAGUCCAAAGAGAAAUGCACAGGAAGGAAAGAAUGAUGAAGAUAAAGAGGGUUAA